Messenger RNA from Scophthalmus maximus (turbot), 4303 nucleotides. RefSeq names its product neural proliferation, differentiation and control, 1b (gene npdc1b). Gene Ontology annotation, cellular component: membrane. NCBI's taxonomy places the organism in Eukaryota, Metazoa, Chordata, Actinopteri, Pleuronectiformes, Scophthalmidae. The transcript has 9 exons. Bases 535 to 1491 code for a protein of 318 amino acids. The record is from RefSeq and is a predicted model, not a curated record.
ACACACACACACACACACACACACACACCACCACUUAUUAUUUCUACUGAAUGAUAAUUAAGUGUCAGAAUAAUAAAGUGGUUCAAAACGAGCACUGAUCUCCAGCGCCCCCUGAACGCAGCACGGAGGCGGCGGCGCAGCCGCGGAGCGCGGCGUGCUGACGUCACGGACGGACACUUGCCACCGCUCCGCCUCAGCAGCAGCAGCAGCAGCAGCAGCCAGAGAGAAACCUCCUCCUCCACCACCACAUCAUCCAUCCAGUCAGUCAGUCAGUCCUCGGGCUGCGUCCUGCACAGCCCCCGGCGGUGGACAGUGGACAGUGGACAGUGGCCACGGGGACGCGCCCCGCAUCGUGCGACCCUGAACUCAUCUGCGCCCUCUCUCCGUCUCAUUGUUGACGCCGUGUGCGUGUUUCUCCCCGGGGCUUCUUCUCGCUGAUCCUCGAGGGAUGGGGGAAUGAUCCGCGCCGACGAGCCCCCGCCUCCUCCUCCCGGUCUUCGUGUCCCCUGACCGUCGUCGCAGCUCUGCCCCAGGAUGCGGGCCCCGCUGCUCGGCCGGGGCGCGAUGCUCGCGGCCCUUGUGGCGCUGAGCACCUGCCUGACAGGCUCCCACCUGUGCCCUCGGAGUUUGGACUGUGCCCGAGCCGGGCGACACUUCUGCCGGCCGGGCAGCUCACACUGCGGCCCCUGCCUGCGCCCCCUGGUGGAGAACUCCCACGGCAGGUGUGUGGUGAAGAGGAGACGGGCGCCGCACGCUGCUCAGUUCGUCAAAGGUAAGAUGAGCGCUUACCCCCAGCUGGACGAGGAGAUUGACUUCCUGUCUGCCGUCAUCAGUGAACAGAGGACAGAGUCCAGGCUGCCAGCGCCACCCCUCCAGGAUGUCCCCGAGCCCGACACCAAGCAGCCCGACGGGCCCGGCUACGAGCACCCUGCGUCGGCCACGGAGCCGCCCUCCGGCCAGAGCGUCACGUUGGCCAGACUGACUCCGCCCGCCGCCAACAGCAGCAGCAGCAGCAGCACCACGAACCACACUCGCGCUCUGCUCAGCGGCCCCCACAUCCUCCCCCACCCCUCCAACGACAGCGUCUUCAUCGUCAUGAGCAGCGUCUUCAUCGUGGCGGGGUCGCUGGCUCUGAUAUUGGCAGGGGCCUGUUGGGUCAGAUUACAGAAAGGUCUGCAUCUGACCCAGAAGGAGGAGUCUCCCGGGCGCCGACUGAUCAGAGCCCAGGCCUUCGACAAUCUGCCUGGGGACAAGAAGCUGGCCCACAGUGCCCAGAUGUACCACUACCAGCACCAGAAGCAGCAGAUGCUUUCCCUGGAGAAACACAGGGAUGAGCCAAAGAUUCCUGACUCGGGAGCAUCAACAGACGAAGAGAACGAGGACGGGGAUUUCACGGUGUACGAGUGUCCUGGACUGGCACCUACGGGGGAGAUGGAAGUGAAGAACCCGCUGUUUGACGACACCCCCCUUUACCUGCACAAGUUCCGCUAGUAGACCGGGACAUUCGGACUGUGUCAAACUCCGGAGAUACUGUGUGUGUGUGUGUGUGUGUGUGUGUGUGUGUGUGUGUGUGUGUGUGUGUGUGUGUGUGUGUGUGUGUGUGUGUGUGUGUGUGUGUGUGUGUGUGUGUGUGUGUGUGUGUGUGUGUGUGUGUGUGUGUGUGUGUGUGUGUGUGUGUGUGUGUGAAAAAGAAAAAAAAGAAAAGAAAGGAAGAUAGUCACAUUUACACACAACAACACGCCCUUCACAUGCACGGCUUGUGCCCGGGCCAGUACCUUUUCACUGGACAGGGUGGAGAGUGUACGGUACCUGGACGAGGAGGAGGAGCGAGGUGUUUGUGGACAUUUGAAGGACGUCACAGGGCUGAUUUCUGGUUGGACGCUGGACCUGAUCUGCCCUUCGUAAGCCUUUUUUUUUUUGUUUGUUACGCCAUCACCCUUUUUCCCCCCUAGUAUUGUUUACAACCUCACAAUUCACCAGUAUCUAAGAACUCCACACAACUGCUGUCAGGAAGCAGACACACUCUCAUUCUAAUAGCGCCGGGCCGCUGCCGGGAACUUCUGUAAGUGGACGGAGAGGUCGCCAUGACUAUCCAUGUUUAUUAAUCAGUAAAUACUCCUUUAUUUAUUGAGUUCUCGCCGCAGGCUUUUGGUUUUAUUUCAAUGUUUUGGGGUUGUUGUUUUUUUUUUUAAGGAGAAGAGAUUUUAAUAUUUAAUGAACACACCUCCUACGCAGCGCCGUGAUCUGUAUCACUGUCAUGUAGCCAUUGUGUUCUCAGUGUAGUAGCUCUAUGCAUGAAUUGAUGAUGCUGUGUAUGGAACAUGAGAGUCAAUAUGCAUUUACAGUUCGGACAAGUUUCUUGUGCAAACUUGCGAUUGAAAUAUAUAUGUAUACAUAUGUUUACAUAUAUACAUACGUAUAUAUAUGUAUGAAUAUAUAUUUAUAUAUAUAUAUAGAUGAACAUAUAUGUAUAUGAACUGAUUUCAAAGGAAUUUGAAACUUCUUUACCUGGAACUCUGAAACAGAGCGAGGCCAUCCUGUACAUAUGGCAUCUGACUGACGUGGCAAGUCCCCCACGGUUUUUGUGAUCUGUAUAAUGCUGCUAAUAUUGUACACGCACGAGAAUCUUACCUCUCACUCGGUGUGUUAUUAUUACACAUGAUGCUCCUCUAGAUCCCCGAGUGCCGCGUGGAACCCUGAGCUGUUCGCUUCCUUCAUCAGUGACCGUGUUCCCACACGGGGGGCAAAGGACAUUGUCAGAAGAAAACUAGUGGCGUUCAGGUUUGGGAAAACAUAACUAAACCCGUCAAAUGUGUCGUGCAUAAUAGUAUUUCAUAACUGACAUGUAAUCCUUUUUGUAGAUGGAGGGCAAAGCAUCUCGCACUGCGAUUUAUCAGACGCGAAACCUGGGACGUGUCAAAUCCUACCGAGUCUUUGUCGGGCAAAAUGCGGCUGAAAGCAUCAUGCUGAUUAAAAUAAAAACCUUUCAGAAUGACGGGUAUGACACAUUUUCAUAAAUUACUAUUAAGAGUAAGCAUAGAGCAUAAUAUCACGCGAUGAAAUAGACCCCACUGGCUACAAAAUGAGGUUGAGAUGAACAAAACUGCCCCUUAAAAUAAAUGUAGGGCAAAUGAUACUAAUGACGUUAGUUCCAGGAGGAGCUGCCAUAUUUCUCAUGAGUCUGCGCCUCUUGAAUCCGGAAAGUUGGCAAUUUUUUUCAAAUUAAACUAAAUACAAAAGUGCUUACAGGCAGACAUGGCAACACACCGGAGCAGUGACGCCACAAUCAGAAAUGUCAUUCAGAUUUUGCCGCACUCAGGACAUCAUUCAUUAUAGUCAUAGUUGGAAUACAAAUUUUUGAGUUGGUACAAGUCAUUUUACUGUGGUAGUUAAAAUAAACAAAAAUCGAAUUCAGAUUUUUUUAAAUAUCAUUUUGCUACAUAUAAUUUAAAAUACGAAACCACAGCUUGAUGUUAUUAUUCCCUUUAAAAUGAAUUGACGCCUUCGGGCCGAUGUGUCCAGUGUGCAGAUAGAAUGAAGCCACCGCAUCUACCGUCCCCCCCCUUGACUCCCAUUUCGGGGGGGCCCGGCGUGACCGAACAAACUUUUAGGAUCACGAUUAACUACAAUGUGGCCCAUAUGACCAGAUCGGACCGACGCAUCCGUAAACGAUAGCCUCUGCUUCUUUCUUUUUUUUCCCUUUCCUGGACCUGCCACCUGCGGUUGCGGCAUAAAAACCUGCAGGAGAGUGGACGGGGCCGUAUUUCGUCGGCUGCUCGUGUUGACCCCCCGCGCGGCGCAGGUCAAAGGUCAUCGUUCACCUUUCAGGAGACUCGCUGAGCUCCGGUGACAGAGGCCGUCGUCUCUCAGGAAAGCUGCUCUCUGUGGCUCCGUCCCUUCAGCCUGCUUGACCUACACACACACACACACACGCGCACACACACACACACACAGUCAUCAUGUAAAAUGUCAACAGCGGAUACCAGGGAGUAUUAGGAUUGCAGGUGUGUAUUCAAACCCACUGUUGCUUGCCUUAUUUAACGGCACAUGGCUCCGCUUUUCUCUCCGCCAGUGCUGAGGGCUCGACCCUCGUCGUGGUCCUCCUCCCUCCGACCGCGAGCCGAGAGCGAGAGUAAGCGCCCGGCCAAACUCUCCUUGACUGUUUUCAGACUUGCAUAUUAUUGUUGAAGUUCUUAUACACUUGAACAACUCUUUUUUUUUUUUUUGCCACUGUGUUUAGCAUGCGUGUGGAUAUACCGGAGCUGAAAUGAAGGAAGAAAUAAAUAUUUAUAUAAUCUUGAAA